Messenger RNA from Vicia faba (fava bean), 369 nucleotides. The record is from the annotation of a GenBank genome assembly. Lineage: Eukaryota; Viridiplantae; Streptophyta; Magnoliopsida; Fabales; Fabaceae.
AUGAGAAGCAUACCUCCCGCAAUGCUAAACACACACCCCAACACAAGUUCUUUAUGGCACACUCCAAUCCCAUAUCUCUUUGGAGGAUUAGCUGCCAUUAUGGGUCUCAUGGCAUUGGCGUUAUUGGCACUAGCUUGCUCUUAUUGUAGUAACAACCAAGAUGAUGACUUGGACAACAAAGAGAGUCACCCUCAAACUAAACAACCUAUCAAGGCCUACGAGGAGAAAAUCCUAGUCAUUAUGGCUGGCAAUGAGAAACCAACAUUCUUGGCUACUCCUACGGUUUUGUCUAAUUGUGACAAAGAAAUCGACAACCUUGUGCUUGUUCAAGAAAAUGCAGAUUCUUGCUCUUCACAACAUAGGCAGUGA